CAUCAGGCCUGGAAAGUGUUCCCUACCUGCAGCCCAGCACCAGGGUUGGAAGGGGUUCACUGCAGCGCAGCACCAGGCUCGACCUUCCUUCGUUUUUUCAUCAUCACCCCAUGGCUCCCGUUCGCGACGUGUCGACUCCGUGUGCUCCUGGUGCUGCUGGUGUGCAAGGGAAGAAGCUGUCGGAUGCACGUCUAGAUCCGGUGACUCCUAAGACGCUUUUCAACGGUGUGGCCGGCUCUUUCGGCGCGGAGAUGGUUAACAAGCUGGCGGAGCGUACGUCGGCCCUCAAGUUGGAUGAUCUGCCGGCGGGAGGGAAAGAAAGUGACAUGGUUAAGCCCUCUGCUGCUGGAAGCUCGUCGUCGCCGCCUGAUGUGCUUGACAAAGGCAAAGCAAAGGCGGAGGAUAAGGACAAUGAGGACGGUUACCUCUGUGACGAUCUGGACAAGUGCCAAGACCCGGAGGUGCUCAACGAAAUCGCUGCACAGGCGGGGUUCGCCAUUACCCUGCUGAUCCCUUUUGCAUGGAACAAGGAGGUUCCCCGCACCAUCAAUACGGUCCGACAUCUCCUAAUGGUGUGGAGGAAGCACUUGUCAGAGAACGUCAGGACCACGACUGGUUUCCAGCAACUAUCGGCUACUUACCUGUCCAAGAAACAUUUUGGUCGGAUGCAGGUGGUCUUUCAGCAGGAGGCUGAUGCGAGUUUUGUAUGGAGCCGGGAAGUGGAACAUUACACGAUGAAUGACAAGAAGCUUAAGCUUGGCUGGCAGCACCCGGAAAAUGUUGGUUAUCUGAAGAAGUGCGCGCUGCAUCCAGAGGCGAUUGAGGUGCUGCUUAGGGAUGUCACGGCGGUGAUCUCUCUCGGAGAUGAUUCGGAAGAAUCUGGUGACUGCGAUGCUGAUGAAGCAGGGCCGUACGGCUUUCCGUGA
Molecule: messenger RNA, 926 nt
Organism: Closterium sp. NIES-65
Lineage: Eukaryota; Viridiplantae; Streptophyta; Zygnematophyceae; Desmidiales; Closteriaceae
Source: the annotation of a GenBank genome assembly